Molecule: messenger RNA, 1184 nt
Organism: Phycodurus eques (leafy seadragon)
Lineage: Eukaryota; Metazoa; Chordata; Actinopteri; Syngnathiformes; Syngnathidae
Product: probable N-acetyltransferase camello
Exons: 4
Coding region: 180-860 (226 amino acids)
Molecular function (GO): N-acetyltransferase activity
Source: RefSeq, a predicted model, not a curated record
CCCCCGGGAGCAAUGGUGUCGACGGGAUGAGUUGAUUUCACUUUGCCUUCAACCUUUUUCGGCCGCACUUUCACGCGCAUUUUCCACACGGACAGAUACACCGGGGUCAUUUCUCUUCUUUGAUUUUUUUCCCCCCCUCACCCCCUCCGCAACGAGAUAAUCUAACCAGAGCGACGGCGAUGUCCGGCGUGGAGAUCCGCGAGUACCGCGCCGGCGACGGCUGCGCGGUGCGGGAGCUCUUCACUCUGGGCAUGAGCGAGCACGUGCCCGCGGCCUUUGUGCAUCUCCUCAAGCAGCCGCCCGCUCAGAUGCUGCUCAUGUGCACCUUCUGCGCCCUGCUCGCCAGCUCCAAGUCCGUCCUGCUGCCCGUGCUCGCCGUCACGCUGCUGCUGGCCGCCGGCCGCCAGCUGCUCGUCUACAUGUUCAACGACUACAUCGAGACGUGCUACAACACAGACCUCAAAAACAUCGGCGAGACCUACAUGGCCGCCCGGGACUCCUGCUUCUGGGUGGCCGAGAGCGAGGGCUGCCUGGUGGGCACCGUGGCCUGCCUGCCCGGGAACGGCGCCCCCGACUGCCUGGAGUUGAAGCGCAUGUCGGUGCGGCGGAGCCACCGCCGCAUGGGCGUGGCCAAAGAGUUGUGCCGGAAGGUGGUGGACUUCACGCGCCGACGAGGCUACGCCGCCGUGGUCCUGAUCACCUCGGUGGUGCAGACGGACGCGCAGAAGCUCUACGAGGAUUUGGGGUUCCGAAAGGUGCGAGAAUUUGUCAUGCCCAACGUGGCGUCCAAGCUCUCGAACUUCUCGCUCUUUGAGUACAGACUGGAUCUGCGCCAAGACCCCGCGGAAAAAAAGUUGUGAGAAGUGCUUCACAUCUGUGUUGCAUUGAGGCCACCAACUUGUGGGAAAUUGGAAUCUCUUCAAGGAAUUGGCGGAGGAACGCUGUGCCGCACCGGACCGGAACGGCAGGCGUCGGCUCACGCAACACAGAUGUGAAGCCGUUGCCGGUCGACGGAACGUCCCGUGAGCUCGCAAGCGCCCACUGGCGCUUCGAUGCAGCCGAUGAAUCGUUUCGUGCAACGGUCGGGUUUAAUUCUUCUUCUUAAUGGGAACGCAGUGUUACUCGGAGUGCUGCCCAUUGACUUUCGACCAGACUUUUUGCUUUCAAAAUGUUUGCGUUGAGUU